AAUGAUGAUUAAAGUCAGUGAGGAACAACAACAUGCUAUUCAAGAACAGCCAGUUACCGUCAAUAAAAUUCAAAAUUUUGUAGAAGCUUGCUGGAUUUUAGCUAUUUUGAAUUAUACAUUAUUGUGA
Messenger RNA from Racocetra persica, 127 nucleotides. The record is from the annotation of a GenBank genome assembly. NCBI's taxonomy places the organism in Eukaryota, Fungi, Glomeromycota, Glomeromycetes, Diversisporales, Gigasporaceae.